This is a messenger RNA of Desarmillaria tabescens, 1080 nucleotides long. RefSeq lists its product as uncharacterized. The coding region runs from base 1 to 846 and encodes 281 amino acids. NCBI's taxonomy places the organism in Eukaryota, Fungi, Basidiomycota, Agaricomycetes, Agaricales, Physalacriaceae. The record is from RefSeq and is a predicted model, not a curated record. The transcript is spliced from 19 exons.
AUGUCACUCAUCCUUUCGAUUAUCUUCAUGCUUAUGGGAGAUAGGGCCCUUGAUGUUCUUCACGUCGCUCUGAGCACGCAGUUGUUAUAUUUCUUUCUCAUUAGAUUUGGGAGCUUCGAUGCACUGUACCUUGAUUUUACUCCUUGGAGCUUCCAGCUACAAAUAACCAUCAGCGUAUUCGUUUCUGUCGGUGUUCAAUUUCUAUAUACACUACGACUAUGGAAAUUUGGGCGUCAUUUUCACAGAUUUGUCCCAUGGUUUACCUUUAUGGCUGUGGCUGCCUCACUUGGUGCUGGAAUCUUUUUUAUAUAUGACACAUACAAUGCACCGGCAGGAGUUUGGAUGGAUGAUUUGGUCAAGAAGAGAUCAACUUGCACGUUCUUCGCCACACUUGCCCUAUCGGAUUUUGUUAUCGCUAUCUGCAUGUGCUAUUACCUAUACCAGAGCAAAGCAGCUACUGGUUUUUCUACCACGGCUAGUAUGCUUCUUGGUCUAAUGCGCCUCAUUCUUGUAUCAGGAAUAGCUACUAGUCUAUGCUCGUUGCUGGUUCUGAUUACGUAUACUGCUUCACCGUAUUCUCUGUUCUACCUGGCAGUAGAUUUCAUCCUACCAAAACUCUACAUUAACUCGUUCCUCGCUAUGCUCAACCGCCGGCAAGAACAUCAAGCGAACAAGUCACCCUCACAGUACGAAGGUCACUUAAACCCUCCUGUUGUCCACAUUUCCCGAACCACAGAAAGUAGUAUUGAGGGAACGAAUAUCAACAUCCCACUCGAGGAGAUACAACACAGCCAUUCGUCUGAUGAACUGGAUCGACCAAAGAGAACUCUUACUUGCGAAGUUUAACGGUAACGAUGUACGCUCAUAAGGUUACAAUUUAUACCUCAAUCAUACAUGUUUUGAGAGUGUAGAAUAGCCAAGUGGCGACUUCGUGUGUAACGGUCUCAAACGAUCCCACAAAUUUACUAGAUCCUUAAAUUAGAGCCCACGUUUUGAACUACCCGCAUCUCUCCCUCAGUGAACUACGAUACUAUAAUAAAUCAUGAAAGUAACGUACCUGAAACGGCACCUCUGUACGUC